GACACGUUCACAUUUCAGUGGCGAGACAUCCAACCAGCCGAGUAAGCAUCGUCCCAACAGAUAGCAUUCAGAAACACUAUGGCUUCUGUGGAAGUAAGUGGAGACAACUCCGGAUUCGUUGACAACUGGCAAAGUGGGAAGACCUUGGCGGAGUGUAACCUCCAUAUGUUGACCUCUGAGGAUUCUUGUGACGUCAGCUUUCUGGUUGGGAAAGAAGGGAAGCUCGUCCGAGCUCACCGAUAUGUUCUGUCGAGUCGGAGUUGUGUGUUCUACGCCAUGCUGUGUGGCCCCCUGGCGGAGAAAGAGGACAUCAAGAUCCCAGAUGUGGAGGAGGAACUAUUCUCUGAAGCGUUGAGGUACCUGUACACAGACAAGACAAUCCUGACUGCUAAGAAUGUGACAGGUUUGUUGUACCUGGCCAAGAAGUACUCCGUGGGGGCUCUAGAGCGUCUAUGUGUCGCUUACCUGGAAUCGUCCCUGACGGCAGAGAAUGCCUGUGUCAUCUUGGAACAAGCCCACGUCUUUGACGAGGAGAAGCUUUUUGACAGGGCUCUGAAGUGUAUUAUCGAACGUUGUGGUACCGUUGUCCGUAGCCCUGGCUUCAAAACUCUUUGUACGUCGUGUUUUCAUAAAGUUGUAAGUUCAGAUAAAUUUUUAACAAUAGAUGAAACACGUUUCAAUGCUGCCCUCUUGUGGGCUGAGACAGAGUGUAAACGCCAAGGAAGGGAGGUAAGUCCGGAAAACAAACGUCUUGUUCUGGGAGAAACCGUGUACGAGCUUGAUUUCACCCCAAUGGGCAUGGAGGCCUUCGCAAAAGUAGUUGUACCGUCUGGAAUAUUAUCGGGCGACGAAUGUACCAAGCUGUUGUGUCAUAUGGUUUUACCUGGUACCGAUGUGGCACCCUUCAAAAUAAAGCCAGAACUUGACACGUGGGUCACUCUGUAUGCAGAUCGAAUUGACAGGGAUCAAUGUCAGAAGGAGUCUAACAUACUCAUCAUCGCAUGCAGCGAGGACAUGCGACUACUUGGUCUCAGGGCAUUUGGUGAUGACAGCUGCAAAUAUAGCAUUUGUCUGCGUAAAGAGUGUCGGAGGCCGAUAGCGGGCCGUGGUUGGAAGGCUAAACUCAAUAGAGAAGAAUUACCUGCGGUAGUGAGACGUUUUCCCAAUGAAGUCGAACUGAAGCUGUCCGAGGCAUUGAUUCUAGAAAAGUCAUGCAGAUAUGAAAUUGAGGUUAGAAGAGAGUCAAAUAAAAGUGGACUCUCAGGCUCCUCCGUAUUCAAUAAUAUCACAGUUGGUGAAUGCCAGAUAUCAGUUAGGGAAGAACGUGGCCCGGGUCUUAUUUCCAGACUCAUAAUGGAGGAAACGUGAGACAACACACUGGCAUGUAUAGAGCUCCUCAAACAGUAUAGAAUACAUGUGUACAUACCGUUCCACCUCCUCAUGAAAACAGUGAUGGGGAACAUGUCAACAACAACUACUCGGAAUUACUCGGAAUCAGGGAAACCGUGCUGACAAAAUUGCAAUAUUUUCGUUUUCUGGUAAUAUUUCGCUCUACCUUUAUUAUGAGAACUUUUUUGAAUUUCCAUGUUCAUACCGUACAUGAACGUGACAAACACUUUGGGUUUUCUAUAUUUUUUGAAUUAAGAAAAGUCUUAUGUUCAUUGUGACAACUAAACAGGUGUUCCAUGAUUAGAACAAUUUGUGGAUUUUUUAUAUUUUAAAAUUGCAUUUUGUAUAUUUCGAAGCUGGCAAUGUUAUUUGAAUAAUUCCAUUCAAACGGUUAAUUCACUAUUGAUAUCUCCAGCCUUUACCCCCGUGACACUAUGCUUAGGCUAUUUGUGAUCUUGAUAAAGCCCGCCAAACAUA
This is a messenger RNA of Haliotis rubra (blacklip abalone), 1866 nucleotides long. Its product is annotated as BTB/POZ domain-containing protein 6-like. Bases 79 to 1368 code for a protein of 429 amino acids. The transcript is spliced from 3 exons. Gene Ontology annotation, cellular component: cytosol. The record is from RefSeq and is a predicted model, not a curated record. Gene Ontology annotation, biological process: neurogenesis. Lineage: Eukaryota; Metazoa; Mollusca; Gastropoda; Lepetellida; Haliotidae. Gene Ontology annotation, molecular function: protein binding.